AUGUCCCAAGAGCGCGCUAACUUUGCCCGCGAGGUCGCUGAAGUCGAAAAGUGGUGGAAGAGCCCUCGAUUCGCCCGCGUUACUCGUCCGUACACCGCAGCAGACGUUGUUUCCAAGCGCGGAACGCUCCCCAUCCAAUAUCCAUCCAAUGCGCUAGGCCAGAAACUCUGGGGCCUGCUCUCUGAACACGCCAAGCGAGGCACACCCUCUCAUACCUAUGGCGCCCUCGAUCCGGUCCAGGUCACCCAGAUGGCAAAAUACCUCGAGACUGUCUAUGUCUCGGGCUGGCAGUCGUCAAGUACCGCAUCGAGCACGAAUGAGCCUGGCCCUGAUCUCGCUGACUACCCCUCCAACACUGUCCCCAACAAAGUGGAACAUCUCUUCAUGGCGCAACUCUUCCACGACCGCAAACAACGCGAAGCUCGCUCCAACUUGUCGGAUGCAAACCUUGCCAAGACCCCGUACAUCGACUAUCUCCGCCCCAUUGUCGCCGACGCGGAUACUGGUCACGGAGGGCUCACUGCAAUCAUGAAACUGACAAAGAUGUUUGUCGAGAAGGGUGCUGCUGGAAUUCAUAUUGAGGACCAAGCUCCUGGAACGAAGAAGUGCGGUCAUAUGGCAGGAAAAGUACUUGUCCCGAUCUCAGAGCAUAUCAACCGUCUUGUGGCCAUUCGCCUCCAAUACGACAUUAUGGGUGUCGAAAACCUCGCCAUUGCGCGAACGGACUCCGAAGCGGCAACUUUAAUCACGUCCAACAUCGACGAGCGUGACCAUCCUUUCAUUCUAGGCAGCACAAACCCAUCGCUACCUCCACUAAACUCCGUCAUGGUGGAAGCUGAGCGCAAGGGAAAAGUCGGUGAUCAAUUGCAAAAGAUUGAGGAUGACUGGAUCGCUGCCGCCAACCUGCAAUUAUUCCCGGCAACUCUUGCCAAUGCUCUUUCGAAACAAGGUGUUUCGGCGAGCACAGUCGACAAGUUCAUCAAACGAGUCGCCCAUGUGUCCUAUCCUGCUGCCAUUUCUAUUGCUCAAAAGGAAUUCGGGCUGAAGACGGUACCAUACUGGGACUGGGAUAGCCCUCGAACACGUGAAGGUUACUACCGAUACCAAGGGGGAACUCAGUGUGCCAUCGUCCGCGCGGUUGCCUUUGCGCCAUACGCCGAUUUGUUGUGGAUGGAAACCAAAAGCCCAAUUCUGAAGCAAGCUCAAGAGUUUGCUGCUGGUGUGCAUGCCGCGCGGCCAGGUCAUUGGCUGGCUUACAACUUGAGCCCUUCGUUCAACUGGGAUGCUGCUGGGUUGGGCGAGCAGGAAAUGCAAUCGUAUGUUUGGCAACUAGGGAAGCUGGGUUUCGUCUGGCAAUUCAUCACGCUCGGUGGAUUGCAUUCCAACGCCUAUAUUUCGGACCUCUUCGCUAAGGAGUAUGCGAAGACCGGUAUGAAGGCAUACGUGGAACUGGUUCAGCGCAAGGAACGCGAAAUCGGCACUGACGUGUUGACGCAUCAAAAGUGGAGUGGAGCAGACUACGCCGACAACCUAAUCAAGACGGUGACUGGAGGUGUUUCUUCGACUGCAGCGAUGGGGAAGGGUGUGACUGAGUCGCAGUUUGCAGCAAAGUUGUAG
Mycena indigotica is the source of this 1617-nucleotide messenger RNA. Its product is annotated as Isocitrate lyase. Gene Ontology annotation, molecular function: isocitrate lyase activity. The transcript has 5 exons. Gene Ontology annotation, biological process: carboxylic acid metabolic process. The record is from RefSeq and is a predicted model, not a curated record. Lineage: Eukaryota; Fungi; Basidiomycota; Agaricomycetes; Agaricales; Mycenaceae. The coding region runs from base 1 to 1617 and encodes 538 amino acids.